AAGACCGAAUGUUUCUCUGAUCGAUGAUCUCUGCACCUUGAGAGUUUAUUUCUCGUCCAAAUAAACGAACCCUAACUCUGACAUGGAAGGAGAGCUUCAAGAAGACUGGGAAGUGGUGAUCCAGAGCUCUGGAGCUAUUCAGGAAGAGGAGAACCCGAAGAGCUUGGAGGAGAUUGAAAAUGGCACGCAAGGUAUUGUUACCUUUGAUUACUUCUCGAUGGAAAACAAAAACUGUGUGGGUCGCGUUGAUGCGAUCGAUGAAGAUGGGUCUGUUCAAUCUGGUAGUCCAGGCUGGAUCGAACCUAACUCCGACGCUCCUUAUGGCCCCAAGCUUUUUAGCGAGUUAUGGUCGGAUUCCAGCAGCGAUCGGCUCGAUGAUCAGAUAUUAGUCGGUGAUGAUGAUGUGAACAACGAGUUGGGUUUGGAGAAAUCAGAGGAAUUCAGUGAAAGUACAGCGAAAGAGAAGCAUUUGGAGGAGUCGCCAGUUUCAGUGGAAGGAAAGUCUGUUUCUAUUGAUUCAUCUGGUGGUGGUGGAGGAGAAGAAAGGGGAUUUCUGUGGUGGAAGAUUCCGAUUGACGUUUCGAAGUAUUGUGUUUUCAGAGUUAAUCCUAUUUGGUCUCUCUCCAUGGCAGCAGCAGUGGUGGGUUUUGUUAUGUUAGGCCGCAAAUUGUAUCAUAUGAAGAAGACGAAGAGCUCUACUUUGCAUCUUAAGGUCCUCCUUGAUGAUAAGAAGGUGGCGAAUAAUGGUGCUCGGUUGAACGAAGCAGCAAUCUCAUUAAUGAAACGUGUGCCCAUAAUCCCGCCAGCACUCCCAUCAUCUGUGGUGGGUAUGAACCAAUGGCCUAUGAUGAGUUUAAGGUGAAAGAUAAGUACAGUGAAUUCAGGGCAUACUAUAAUGCAUAAGUGUGACGAAUGGGUGAUAUGAAUGGCAUGUAUCAUUUGAAUGUGUUAUGACAAGUCUCAAAAUGUUACAAAACAUACAAAAGAUGCUUGUAAGUUUGUACCGCGUGUGUAUGUAUAUAUUGUUACCUGUUUGGAUUCGAAUCACAGUGAAGCUUGGUGGUACAAAAAUGUGAAGAACGGUAAGGUAUAGCUACAAAAAAAUCUUUUAAAAGGCAUUGUGUAUGUGUUACGUGUUUCGCAACAAAUUAUAAUUAACCGAUAACAAUAUUGUCG
Molecule: messenger RNA, 1176 nt
Organism: Eruca vesicaria subsp. sativa (arugula)
Lineage: Eukaryota; Viridiplantae; Streptophyta; Magnoliopsida; Brassicales; Brassicaceae
Source: the annotation of a GenBank genome assembly